AUGUCUUUCUUCGGCUUUGAUACAACCCUCCCCAGGGACCGUGACCGUGGUCCCGAGGCCACGAGGGGUUUCUUCGAGAAUCCGGAUCCCUUCGCGCAAGUCGCACAGGCUACGGCUCUCGAGGACGACGAUGCGAUUGACUUCGAGGAUACCUACGAUGGCUUGGGAGACCAGCUUGACGAUGAUCAAGAUGAGUUCAACGACGACACCUUUGGUGGUGGGCCGAAUAUCAAGCCUGUCGGCAAGGACUUCGACUUCUUUGGAAGAACCGCCCAGGUCGCCGAUGCAAUUGGCGAGGAGCAGGUUCGCUACAGCCUUCAACACCCUCAGGCCGCUCGGGAGCCCCUUCAGCCCAAUGUCCAGACCCCUGCUCAGCCGGCCACCAUUUCCACGGCCGCUACCUCCAAGCGCACCGGCUACGAGAAGUAUGAGGACCCUGGGUACAUUCCUGAUUUGCAGGCAAAGUCCAGUGUGUGGGGUAUUUCGCAGAAGAAACCCACCGAGCCCGCCGCGAGCCGGAAAAUGAUGAGUCUAGAGGAGGUGGAGGCCCAGAUGCGGCAGCAUGGGCAGAGUGCGCCGAAUGUGCCGGCGCAACGUCUUCCCCAACCUCUUGCCGACCCGUCAUACCCCAUCCACCCCCAGCAUCUUCCGACGCUCCCCGAUGGCUUCCCCCCGAUCCCUCCGGAAUUCUUGCAGGCGCAGCUGGAAAAUGGUGCAUUGCCGCCGCAGAUGCCGCCCCCGCCGCCAGGUGUCCCGGAACUUUACGGUGGUCCUGGACAGCUUCCUCCUGGUGUGCCCCUGCACCAUCUCCAAAAUGCCAAUUUCCCUCCGCAGAAUAUGCCGCCCACCGGCUCGCGCCAUGUCGGUCCACAACCAGCCCAGCGGCAGCAACAAGUCCCGCCACCAGCCACUCGGGGUGCUCAAAGUGGCAUGCCAGUGAUUACCACUCCGCAGCAGCUUAUGCAUCUGACGGAAGAGCAACGCAAUGCCUAUCUGAUUGAGGAUGCCAAGCGGGCGAAACGCAACCAUAAGAUCUUCCUCCUGUCAAGGGGCAAUGGCUUGAUGACUCCGCAGGACAAGAAUUUUAUCACGCGCAUUCAGCUGCAACAGCUGGUGGCGGCGGCUGGGAAUGUGGCUGAUUCCGAUCCCGAGGCUGUGCUGGCGGAAGACUUUUACUACCAGGUUUACAGCCAGAUCCGGGGUGCGCCUCGCCAGCACCCGCAUCAACCUCUUGGUCAUUUCGCCCAAACUUACCUCCUCCAAACGGGUAACCGACUUGGCGGACAUGGAUCGCGGCGGGCUUUCCACAGCGCCGACAACCACAUGCAGCGAAUGCAGCAGCAGGUCCAGCGUGCCGUCGAGGCUGCAAAGGCCAAGCCAAAGAACAAGCAGCUUAUUAUCGAGGGCAGUUUGGGCAAGAUUUCGUUCAGCAACGCCAAGGCGCCAAAGCCGAUGCUCAACAUCAAGCGGCCUGAUAGUGCCGAUGGGGCCAAACCGAAGAAACUGCAGUCAGACCUCAGUCUCAGUGACCGCAAAUCCAUUCUUACUAACCUCGAGAGUGUGUACAAUGCCCUGAUGUCCAUGGAGGACAUGGAGCGAACGAUGCCCCCGCCACCGGAGGAAGGGGAUGCGGAGGCGAUCCAGGAGCACAUGGAAUGGCGUCAAAAGGUCCAUUCGCUGAACCAGCAGCUCUGGCGAGCGCUGAAGGUGAUGGAGCCCAUCGUGCCGAGCUCGACGACGCCCCACCCUUUCAUCGCAUUGCUGUCCUACCCGAAAGGUAAAAAGGCCAUCCCCCGCAUCUUCCGCCACAUCGACCAGGAGCAGCGUGUCACCAUCCUCACUAUGAUUGUUGUGCACUUGGAUAGUUUGGAUGUCGUGCGUCUUGCGCAGCCCGUGCCCGGUGAGGCGCAGCCUUCUCUUGCCGUGCGGGAAGCCAUUGACUUGUUCUCGUUGGCCAUCAUGCCGAGCUUGUUGGGUUAUGUGAACGAGGCGCCCUUCAACAUUAUCAUUGGCCUUCUGGGUCUGGUGAUUGCCCAAACCCACGUACAGACCGUCGCCCGUACCAAGGUUGGGCUGGGCAUUUUGACGAUGUUGCUCAGCCGUGCCGAAAUCGUGAAGGAGGCCGGCCAGGCAUCGGAGCGCGACUGGCAGCAGUGGGUGGAGAAGUUCAACGUUCUUUUCGACACUCUGGAGCCCGCCUUGAACGAUAUAUUUCCCGGCUCCAUCAACUCGGGCGACGAUAUGUAUGUGUGGCAGUUCCUCGCCGCGGUGGGGAUUGGUGCUAGUCCCGAGCAGCAGCAGCGCUUGGUGAUCGCUGUCAAGGACCGUGUUAUGGAAACCGUGACCUACAGCAAAACACUCCCUGCCGACAUGGCCAGUCAGCGGUUGGGUAACGUAAACCUCUUCAUGCGGGCCAUUGGCCUGGAUGUGGAGCUCCUGGGUUAA
Molecule: messenger RNA, 2445 nt
Organism: Penicillium alfredii
Lineage: Eukaryota; Fungi; Ascomycota; Eurotiomycetes; Eurotiales; Aspergillaceae
Product: deadenylation-dependent mRNA-decapping factor PAT1
Exons: 3
Coding region: 1-2445 (814 amino acids)
Biological process (GO): P-body assembly; deadenylation-dependent decapping of nuclear-transcribed mRNA
Cellular component (GO): P-body
Molecular function (GO): RNA binding
Source: RefSeq, a predicted model, not a curated record